Messenger RNA from Limanda limanda (common dab), 744 nucleotides. RefSeq names its product protamine-like protein. Gene Ontology annotation, cellular component: nucleosome. NCBI's taxonomy places the organism in Eukaryota, Metazoa, Chordata, Actinopteri, Pleuronectiformes, Pleuronectidae. The coding region runs from base 1 to 744 and encodes 247 amino acids. The transcript has a single exon. The record is from RefSeq and is a predicted model, not a curated record. Gene Ontology annotation, molecular function: DNA binding. Gene Ontology annotation, biological process: nucleosome assembly.
AUGACUUCUUCAGUUAUACUCCGGCGUUCAAUGUCUCGAUCCAAAUCGCCAAGGAGAUCCAAAUCUCCAAGGAGAUCCAAAUCUCCAAAGAGAGCCAAGUCUGUAAGAAGGAGAGGCAAGGCAAAGAGGAGAGCCAAGUCUCCAAGGAGGAGAGCCAAGUCUCCAAGGAGGAGAGCCAAGUCUCCAAGGAGGAGACGCAAGUCUCCAAGGAGGAGACGCAAGUCCCCAAGGAGGAGAGGCAAGUCUCCAAGGAGGAGAGCAAAGUCUCCAAAGAGGAGAGCAAAGCCUCGCAGGAAGAGGGCCUUCACAGUGUCAAACCUGAUACUGAAGGCUGUGUCCGCUUCCAAAGAGCGCAGAGGCAUGUCCCUGGCAGCUGUGAAGAAGUAUCUGAAGGCUGUAGGAUACAAUGUUACCAGGAACAACACCAGGGUCCUCCUCACCAUCAGACGCCUAGUGGCCAACAAAUCUUUGACCCAGAGCAGGGGCUCCGGGGCCUCAGGCUCCUUCAAGGUGAACAAAAGGGCUCCUGCUCGUAGAAGGAAGAGAGUGGUGCGUAGGAAGAAGCCAAGGAAGAGGGUCAGAAGGGCCAGUCUUAAGAGGUCAGCUCGAGGUCGCAGACGAAAGAGGAAGUCACCGAAGAAAAGGAGGAAGGCAAAGAGUCCAAGGAGAGUCAAGAGACGAGCUGCUAGGAGAUCAAAGAGUCCCAGGAAGGUCAAGAGAAGAAGGGCCAGGGCCAGGAACUAA